Messenger RNA from Dentiscutata erythropus, 1669 nucleotides. Lineage: Eukaryota; Fungi; Glomeromycota; Glomeromycetes; Diversisporales; Gigasporaceae. The record is from the annotation of a GenBank genome assembly.
AUGUGGCGUGGUAGAGACCGCCAAGCUCGUCUACCAUACAAAGUCGCCAAGCCUAGCCACGACAGUGGUACUCGACCUGAUAGAAGAAUGGCGAGAGAAUGGGAGAAGGAACAUUCACAUAAACAAGUUCACAUACACCAACCGACAUUUACGGAAAUUGGACGUGGUGGAACUAUCUAUGGUGGGGUAGUAUCUAACGACGGAACAAUUGGAGCGAUAACUGAUUCUAAGAACGGGAAAAGACUGGGACCCGGUAAUGAUUCUCGACUUGAGUCGGACUUGGCGUUAGAAUCUGGAUCAGGUCCAGAGCAUGUGAAGAAUAAAAAGCGGAAAGUCAAGAAAGGAAAAAAAAGUGCUUGUGUUGAAAAAGCUCCGUCGAUUGAAAAUGAUGUGGAAUCCAGUUCUGAUGCGGAUACAACUAGUGAUGGCAAAUUUGUUGAAUCUGAUGGGACAAAACAAGAUUCUGGAUGCGACUCGACUGAAAGUGACGGUAACGAGUCCCCUUGUGAAAUAGCAAAGAGAAGCCUAAUUUCGAAUGCAUCAAAAAGUACUCCACUACCUUUGAUUUCUGACGAAGAAGCUUCAAAAAGUACAUCGCAGUCUUUGACUUCUGUUAUGCAAGAGUAUCGCGAAAAAGAUUCGACUUCUAAAUUUGAUCCUGCAAAUAGUUAUAUUCUUGAUCUCUCCCCAACUUCAAAAAUUGCGAAAGAAUUCACACCAGAACAUUGGUCCAGACUCAUUGCCGAUCGUCCUGCUUUAAUUAAUGUGACAUAUCACAGAGAAUUAGAACCAAUCCUUGAUCAUUUGUUUGGACGACAAAAAAAGCUAAGUAUUCAACAAGCUCGUGUUCAAUGGGAAAGUUUAAGAAAUAUUAAGGUACCUGAGUACAAGGAAGACUUAUCGUAUGGAGAAGGUGACUGGAAAAAGAUUAUAUGGUGGGUAGAAUGGGCUGUAGGUCAAUUUCUUAAUGCCUUUGAAUCUGAACGCAAUCCAUUAAUGCAGCAGGAUUGUCAUGAGAGAGAAUGGCUGGGAAAUUAUCUGAUUCCAAUUUUUCAAGGUGCUUUGGUACUUGAUAGUCGUUUUCGAGUAGCAUGGGGAGAAAUUACAGUACAGUCUUCUUUGCAAAGACGUAACUCUGACAAGAGUAUUUUAGAAGAAAGGGUAGAUCGUGGUCACAUGGUAGACAUGUUAUGCUCUACCGAAACAUACGAGAUGUUGUGUUUAUUGGCUUGUGGUGGUCCACACAAAGUUGAUCUCACCAAACUAGCUUCCGAUCAGUUUCACUUACAACGGUUGCUAAAAGAUGCCCUUGAUGAUAUGCAAAUGAAAUAUUACUAUAAAAUCAAAAAAGAAACGUGCUUGUAUACAAUAGGGAUUCAACAAUACAAAUCAGAAAUUCGUAUUUAUUUAAUGGAAAAACGUGAAGUUUAUCGCCUUCACCUUAUCAAAACCUUGGAUCUUCCAUUGACAUUUUCAACUUAUCAUAUUUUACGUAUUAGUUUGAGUUGGGCCUGGAACAUUCGGGGACUUCUGAAUGAUUUAUUUGAUUCGUUGAUUGAUAAUGUGGAAAUCGGUUCAGUUACUCCUCAAUGGGUCCCAAACGAUAUGGCUACACAAAAAACUCCUGAAAAAACGCAAAAAAAGAAAACUGUAAAGCAAAAUGUAACAG